Messenger RNA from Menidia menidia (Atlantic silverside), 1806 nucleotides. Lineage: Eukaryota; Metazoa; Chordata; Actinopteri; Atheriniformes; Atherinopsidae. The record is from the annotation of a GenBank genome assembly.
AGGGGGGGGGGGUAAUCUAUUCUAGCCUCAUUUCAACUGGGCGUUUCCAACCUCUGCUGGGAUUCUACAUCACGUAGGUGGGUCGUUUCUUUUUCCCCCCUUGUUUUCUUUUUUUCAAAUUAGAGGACCACGGGCACCAGCAGCAGCGAUCCGCCGGCCAGAGGGAGCACAGAGCCGGUCAGCAUGAACAGGUGCCUGAUUAGUCAGAUGGAGGUGCAGGGCUUCAUUGAGAGGUGUUUGGCAGCAGUGGGCGCCAAACCACACCACGCCCGCAGCCUGGCCGAGGUGUUAGUGGAAGGAGACUGCAGAGGCCACUACAGCCAUGGACUGAACAGGAUGGAUAUGUAUGUGAAAGACAUCCAGACGGGGAUCUGUGCUGUUGAUGGAGAGCCGGUGGUGGAGAAGGAGAGUGCCGCCACAGCUCUGGUGGAUGGGAAGAACCUCCUGGGCCCGGUGGUGGGGAACUUCUGCAUGAAUCUGGCCAUAGCCAAGGCCAAAGAGGUCGGCAUUGGCUGGGUGGUGGCACACGGUUCCAACCAUUUUGGUAUUGCUGGAUACUAUGCGAUGCAAGCACUAAAGGAAAACAUGAUUCGUACUCUGGGCACCAACCCCUUGAGCAUAGCCGCUCCGGCCAAAGAUGGAGACAGCUUUGUACUCGACACGGCCACCUCAACGGUAGCACUUGGAAAGGUGGAGCUAAAUGAUCGACGUGGAGACCCUAUACCUGAUGGGUGGGGGUGUGACCCCCAUGGGAAGAUAACUACAGACCCUAAGAGAGUUCUGACUGGAGGAGGACUGGUCCCUAUUGGCGGCAGUGAAGCCACAGGAGGGUACAAAGGCUAUGGUCUUGGAAUGAUGGUGGAGGUGUUCUGCGGUAUACUGGCUGGUGCCCAGUACAGCAAAUAUGUCCGCACGUGGAAGGUGACGGACCGCGUGGCCAAUCUGGGUCAGUGUUUUGUGGCAGUCAAUCCAGACAACUUUGCCCCCGGGUUCAACGAGAGGAUGUCAGAUCUUCUGUCCAUCCAGAGAGACCAGAAUCCUGCCGAUCCUGGCUCUCCUGUUUUGGCUGCUGGAGAUCCAGAGAGGAUGAACAUGAAGAAGUGUGAGGAGAUGGGUGGAAUACCCUAUCACAUCAAUGUCAUCAAAUACAUGAACGAAUAUGCGCAGAAAAUCGGCGUGAACCAGUUGCUUCCCUGUGACAAAAUGAUCUCAGUUUAGCUGGUCCCGUUUGAAUGUUCAACCUCAGAAAUCUGCCUCUCUGUGCUCUUAAAGUUCACUCUGAGUAACAUGGCUACACGAUUGUGUUUACGUAAAUUCUAGCUAUUGAGAGUGAUAUUUUAUAUUACCAAUACUGUACCAUUGUACUUUUUUAUAUACUUUUCUAUGCUGUCAAAACACAACAUAAAUGCCUCUUAAAAAGCUGUGACAUAAAAGUUAUGAUUCUUCAAACUUUAUUUUAUUUUGAGAAACUAUGUACUUGCUCUUGAAACAUACCAACCUCAACAAAAACUCAUUAUUUGAAGCUCUGCAGUGAGAAUGAGUUUACAAAUGUUUUACUUAUGUUAUCAUAAUUACUUGUUUUUAUAUGAAUUGUUCAUUUUCUCUUUUGGAAUCAAUUAUAGCUAUAAAUUGAUUGCUGAGUUAUUAUUCUCAAAAGUGUCAUUUUAGAUAGAUCAUCAUUUUAGAAACAGCUGAACAUUUAGCUGUGUUUACAUUGUCUACAUCUGCUCUUUUAAAGAAAAUAACAACCUACAUAACCUCAUGAACACAUUGUGUACUUUAUUCAUUAAAAGUUUUGUAACGGUU